AUGAGCAAUACAAGUGCUGACGUGUAUAAUGAAGAAAAUAAAACUGUUAAAAAUUGUGAAAACGUGUCUUCCAUGCAAUUAAGUGUUUCGAACGUGCAGUCAGCGAUGCCAACUCAGCACGUUGAGAACGAAUUAUCUGCGUCUUCCAACGAGUCGUGUUCAUCGUCAAGUACUAGUUCGAGCGAAGAAGAGGAUCAACCGCCGCCAAAAAGACCACGAAAAGAACGCCACGUACGCAGCGAUUCUCGCGAUUCGUUUCGAGAAAUAGAUUUAAGGUUUGAACAGUUGUCUCGACAGUUGGUAAGUCAUUUAAAUAAUACGUUUUGCAACUACGUGGCAUCAUCAAACUCACAUCAGAAAGUGAGCACCGAAUCUAAUGUCAACCUAAGCGAUCCUUUUAGCAAUUCACCAAUAAUUAUUAAAGAUAUUGCACAAUUAGACGUGUCGGUUCAAGAACCACAGAUUCCAAAGGCAAACUCUGAUCGCGUGUCAAAGUUAAUUUCAAUGCAGAGGUUCAACUCCUCGGAUUGGAAUGGUGUACGAUAUGUAGACAUACAAAAGAAGUAUGUGGCAUUCCCUGCUUUUACCGAACUGAAAAUUAAUGAAGAGUUGCGUUUCUUAGAGCAUCAAAAUGGUCAGAAGUCUUUUUCAGAGUUUUGCUGCGUUAUCUAA
Leptosia nina is the source of this 672-nucleotide messenger RNA. Lineage: Eukaryota; Metazoa; Arthropoda; Insecta; Lepidoptera; Pieridae. The record is from the annotation of a GenBank genome assembly.